AUGGCGCUGUGCGGCCGCUCCGCGCUCCUCCCGCCGCCCCCGCGACACCGGCCCCGGCCCCGAGCCCCGGGGCCCUUCGUCAGCUGCAGCCGCCUCCGAAAUAUUCAGAGUAUUUUGACACAGAGCAGCAAAUCUCAGCCUGAUGGAAUCCUCUGCAUUUUAGGGAUAGACAGUCGAUACAAUGAAGGGUGCAGAGAGCUGGCAAAUUAUCUGCUCUUUGGUUUGUACAACCAGAACAACAAUGACUUUGAAAGGACAGGUUUUCCUGAGGAAGUUCUGGAUGAUAUAAUCAUAUUAAUAAAACCUGACAGUGUUCAUCUGUACUGCAACCCUGUGAAUUACAAUCAUCUUUUACCCUAUGUGGCACACUGGAGGAACUUGCAUUUCCACUGUCUGACUGAAAAUGAGUAUGAAGAUGAAGAAGCUGCAGAGGAAUUCAAGAUUUCCAGCUUUGUGGACAUGGUCAGGGAUUGCAGCCGCAUUGGGAUCCCCUACAGCUGCCAAGGCCACCUGCAGAUAUUUGACAUGUUCAUCGUGGAGAAGUGGCCGAUCGUGCAGGCCUUCGCGCUCGAGGGGAUCGGGGGCGACGGCUUCUUCACCAUGAAAUACGAAUUAAUGGAUGUCAGUGCUGAUUUAUGGAAGACCUACAGCAAAAUGGAUCCUGUGUCCUUGGAGGAUUUGCUUUUUGAGGAUUUAAUGAUUUUUGAACACCAGUGGACCAACUUUUUUGCUAAUUUUGACACUGAAAUCCCCUUCAUUCUGGAGCUCUCAGAAUCUCAGGCUGGGGAGCCCUUCAGAAGUUAUUUCAGCCAUGGCAUGAUCUCAAGCCAUAUAACAGAUAACAGCCCAAGCAGGCAGCCCUUUGUCCUGUUUGGCAGCCACUCCACAAAGGAAAACUUGAACACUGGGAACUUUAAUUUUCCAUCUGAAGGGCAUCUGGUCCGAAACACUGGCCCUGGGGGAAGCACUGCCAAGCAUAUGGUAGUGCAGUGUGUAUCUCCAAAGGGACCCCUGGCUUGCUCAAGGACCUAUUUUUUUGGAGCCACUCACAUUCCUUUCCUGGGAAAUGACAAUGAGAUACACAAGCAAGCUGAGCAAGUUACGCUGUUGUCGCAAAUAUAUUCUGCUGUUGUAGAGGCUGUGCUUGCUGGCAUUGAGUGCUAUGCUAAAACUUCCACUGAAUCCAAGGCAAAGGAGGUGGCAGAGCAGGUGCUGCUGUCUGUGUUAGACACCCUUGGCUUAGCACAGCUGAAAUCUGCUUUACGCUCCAAAAUUGCUUUUCAAAUCCAGGCUGUGAACAACCAUGGCAGAAUUACCCCAUUAGAUAACGAGGAUAGCCUGAGUUUGAUCAAAACGGCAUCCAUGAUGGUGUUUGACAUUCCUGACCUGCUGACAGGAAGAGGAUGCUUGGGAUCUGUUGUGUUUUCAGAGUCCUUCCUGACAUCACAAAUACAGGUCAAAGAAAAAGAUGGCAGCAUCCAUCCAGACUCCAGGCACGUUAUCCUGACUGCAGCUAUUCCAAGAUUUGCUUCCUGGCUGGUUGAAGACAGUGAUGUGAAACUGUCUGAAAAGGCACAGCAAGUAUUGAAGGAGGACAAAUCUUUCCUGGGCACUUUACUCACUGGGGGUGAUGGAGUUUAUAUCUGUUCCAGCAAUCCACAGGCCAUGCCUGCAGAAGGUAAACUGUAUUUCUUUUCUGAUGGAAUUCUGUUCUGUGAUCCCCACCAUGGCAGCAUUUCCAUUCCCAAGAACCACAUGAGCUCCAUUUCUCUCUAUGAUGGGGAUUCCAACAGCAUUGUUGCUGCUCUCUUCAUAGACUUCAAAAGUUCUCUGCUUCCUCAUCUCCCCAUUGAAUUCCACACCCAAAACAACUUUCUGAUGAUUGCACUUUUCCCCAAGAGAAAGAUUUAUAAAGCUUUUUAUUCCCAGGUUUUCUCUUCAUGGCAUAACCAGACAAACUCAGGAUUAUCUUUAAGGGUUGUCCCAGAAGAAUUCCUAUCUGAGGAACAAAAGAGGCUGCAUUCCAGUGUUCAGAAGCUCUUCAAUGCCUCUUUUGCUUCUGGGGAAAGAUGCAGGGAGCUGAAACUGUCUGCUGCCAUUCCAGGAUUGGAGAGGUUUAUGCAGCACUUCACAGUCAGCAGUGUCAGCACCAAGCCAGUGAUGAGGGCACAUCUUCCUGUCCUUCUCCAACAGUCAGAAACCAUUUCUGACAGUAAAGCAGAAGGUGAUAAGGUGAUCAUCACCAUCCUCACUGGGCUGCCCGGGUGCCGUUCCAGCGACCUCUGCUCUUUCCUUAUCACUUUUACCAAGGAGCACGGGAGGUGGAUUGUGUAUCGGCAGACCAUGGACAGCCCGCAGUGUUUCAGUGCCUCCCACUUCCAGCGCUUCCUGGCCGGGCUCCUGGAGGCCCAGCAGAACCUUGGGGUCCAUCAGCCCACCCUGAAGAGCACUGGGAAGCCCACUGGGAAGAACAACAGGCUCCUGGUGGUGCUGCAAGGGUACACUGAUGUUAUUGAUGUUGUGCAAGCUCUGCAGACUCACCCUGACCCAGAUGUGAAAUCUUCUUUCAUCAUUGGAACAAUCAACACCUGUGUGGAGCCUCUGAGCUGCUACAUGGAACACAGGCUUCUUUUUCCCAAGUUCUUGGACCAGUGUUCCCAAGGACUGGUGAGUAAUGUGGUUUUCACAAGUCAUGCCACAGAGCAGAGGCACCCACUGCUGGUGCAGCUGCAGAGCCUGAUCAGAGCAGCAAAUCCUGGAGUUUCCUUCAUCCUGGCAGAAAAUGGGAUUGUAACAAGGAACGAGGAUAUUGAACUAAUUCUCUCAGAAAGCAGUUUUUCAAGUCCUCAGAUGAUGAGAGCUCGAUAUUUAAUGUACCCUGGCUGGUAUGAGGGCAGAUACGGGGCUGGGCCCGUGUUCCCUCCCAUGGUUCAGAUCUGUGUGUGGUUCAGCCGCCCUCUGGAGAAAACAAGAUUUGUCACCAAAUGCAAAGCAAUUAAGUCGUUGCUCAAGCCAAGUCCUUUUUCUGGAAACAUUUAUCACAUCAUGGGCAAAGUGAAGUUUUCAGAUGCUGAUAAAGUCAUUGAAGUGUGUCACAACACAGCAGCAAAUUCCCUCAGCCUGGUGCCUGUUCCAGAGGGGCCAACUCCUCCUGAUUCCAGAAAUGAUCCCAGAGACUGCAGCAGUCAACAGGAAUAUUUCCUUGUGUUCAUUGGCUGCUCCCUGAAGGAAGAGGAUAUCAAAGAUUGGCUCAGAGAAACUGCAAAACAGAAACCUCAGAGGAAAGCCCUGAAAACCAGAGGAAUGUUAACCCUUCAGGAAAUCAAAAACAUCCACGUGAAACGCCACUUGGAUCCACUCCCAGCUGGUUAUUUUUACAAUGGGACUCAAUUUGUGAAUUUUUUUGGUGACAAAAUGGAUUAUCAUCCAUUAAUGGACCAGUUCAUGAAUGAUUACUUGGAAGAAGCCAACAGGGAAAUUGAGAAGUACAACAGGGAGCUGGAGGAGCAGGAGUACCACGACCUCUUUGAGCAGAAGAUUUAAGCACGUGGAUCCUGAGUGUUCCUGUCCUUGUGUCAGGAACCAAAAAUGCUGUUUUGUCCUUCUGGCUCACAAGAAAUCGAGUGAAAUGUCUGUUUUCAGCACUCCUUCCCAAACAAAGGGAUUGUUCCCCUAAGGUUGGCAUUUAACAUGGUAACUGCUUAGCUGUUUGUACUGUCAGGAUUGCUUCCACUUCACCUUAAUUCCAGACUGUCCAAAGCAUCACCUGGAAUCUCUGGCUUGUGGUGGAAACGUGGGAAAAAAGAAGAAGAAGGAGGAGAAAAGAAGCAAAACUGGAUUUAUUUCCUAAAAAAGGUCAGAAUGUAAUUGUGGAAUUGGGCCAUGGUGCAGAUAUCAAACAAUUCCUGGGUGUCCCUUGGAAAUCGUUGCACAGGAGCAUCGAUGGUCAGGGGGGAGCUCAGGAUGUGGGAUUGGGGUUCCCAGAGCAAGAAAUGGGGGAACAGACUUGGAAGAGUCCCCAAUCCCAGAACUCUUUGGGUGUUCCUGAAGCAAAAAAUGGGGGAAUAAUUUAAAAAAGUAAGAGAGUCCCUAAUGCCACAACUGCUGUUGGGAUGUUCCCAAAGCGAGAAAUGGGGGAAUAAGGGGAACAACUCAGAAAAGUCCCUAAUCCCACAGCUCUUGGUGUGUUCCUAAAGUGAGAAAUGGGGGAAUAGUGGGAAAAACUCAGAAUGGAGUCCCUAAUCCCACAGCUCUUGGUGUGUUCCCAAAACAAGAAAUGGGGGAACACUUUCUUGGAGUCCCUAAUCCCAAAGCUCUUGGUGUGUUCCUAAAGUGAG
This is a messenger RNA of Agelaius phoeniceus (red-winged blackbird), 4337 nucleotides long. RefSeq names its product dynein axonemal assembly factor 9 (gene DNAAF9). NCBI's taxonomy places the organism in Eukaryota, Metazoa, Chordata, Aves, Passeriformes, Icteridae. The record is from RefSeq and is a predicted model, not a curated record.